Acytostelium subglobosum LB1 is the source of this 1917-nucleotide messenger RNA. RefSeq lists its product as hypothetical. The coding region runs from base 1 to 1917 and encodes 638 amino acids. The transcript has 3 exons. Gene Ontology annotation, cellular component: dynactin complex. The record is from RefSeq and is a predicted model, not a curated record. NCBI's taxonomy places the organism in Eukaryota, Evosea, Eumycetozoa, Acytosteliales, Acytosteliaceae.
AUGUUAACGCAGCAACAACAACAACAAAAACAGUCAACAAGAUACCCAAAUCAUUAUUAUAUUAAUAGACCACCUUUUGGAGACGAUGUUGUAAAGCUUAGUUGUGAAUGUGCCAGAGCAUUCCACUUGACAGAGCUCUACUUCUGUACAACAUGUCAGAAGUUAAACUGUCGAUACUGCUACAAAGACUACAUCGACUGUUACUUCUGUCCCAACUGUCUAGAUCAUGUAUCAUUAGCUGAGGCAAACCUCUACGGUAACAGAUGCAAGAAGUGUUAUGAUUGUCCAAACUGCUUUAGUACUCUUAGUUAUCAACAACAGGUGGUUCAACAACAACAGCAGGGUACAUCGACUACAACAGCAACAGCAACAACAGAGUCAUACUUUUUGAAUUGCUCAUCUUGCAAGUGGAACUCAUUGGACUCACAGGCCAAUAUUGAUGUUCAGAUUGGUCGCGUGACAAAGGAGAUCACGCCACAACAGACAGAGUACAAUAGGAUACUGGAGACAUUGCAGAAGGAGAUGGCCGAGUCUGGCUCGGCCUCGACCAAGGACACACGAUCAGUGAACCGUCUGCGAAUGGCCAUGAAGCAGUUCUUGAAUCCACAGAUGCAGAUGGGCUCAUCGAUGGGCACACAGUCAUCGGCCGCUUCGGCACUGUCACAAGCCGCGGCUAGGGAGGAGCGCUGGGGCGCUAAUCGCUCAGUGGCCGCACCACAACCCGCCAACCCAAUGCUGCCGCCCGGCAUCGGCCUGCUCAACAAGAGCGCUCUAAAGAAGAAGAUGGUUGCAGUCACUACCAACGACACGGAGCAGAUGAUGCAGCAGCGUAUUGACUCGCGUCACUUCCACGAGGUCGACCCUAGCGCUGCGGCGGCAGAUCAACAGCACGACGCGAUACCCUCGGCACUGCUCACAAUGACCGACUGCUCUCAGAUGAGCAACUUGGAGCAGCGCUUCGUCGUGCUGAACACACAGAGCAACCUCAUCAGCGAGCUGGCGCCACAGCACAAGCUGCUGCUGACGCGUCGAUCCAAGCGUUGCUGUCGCUGCGACAAGCUGCUAGUCAAGCUGGACAUCAACAAGACGGAGCUCAAGCGACAACACUUUGCAUUCUCAUUCGUGCCUCGCGUCAGCAUCGUGCGCGCUGUAUGGCGUGCUCAAGACAUCUUUGACGUGCACCUGUGUUUCACGAACCCUCUGCACUCAUACCUCUACAUCUCAUUUCCACACGAAUAUGACUCCAGUGUCAUCUCGGUCGAUGACAACUCACAAGCCAUCGAUUAUGUCGACCAAACCUACAUCAGUGGCGUGCUGGACGAUGACAAAGACGUGGCAGCACUCGAGCAACUCAAAGAGAAUGAGACACUGCGAUAUGUCACCGACAGGAAGGACAACAAGGUCACUCUUAGGUUCAUGGUUAGAGUUGGAUCGCUGCCAGCACCAUCCACACCUGCAGCUACCUCAACAUCAUCUGACGACAACAACAACAAUGAGACAGAGACUGCGACAACCACGACAACAACAUCCACCAUUGUUGUACCAUCAACUGAACCAUUGGUUGAACAGCUUUCACAGCCAUCUACACCAUCCUCCAAGUCAGACCUGCCCAGUUCAGUUCCUCCUUUGACAACAUCAAAUGCCAACAGCUCAUUGAUCAUGGACAGUCAAUCACCUCGAGCGACCGAGGGCGAUGCUUCGAAUCCACCAUCGACACCAACCAAGCAGCAACAGCCUCGUGAUGCUGUUCCAAUGACUCCAGCGACACCCUCCACAGCGUCCACACUCUUCCCUCAGAAGUCCUCCAUCAAAAUACUAUUCGACAUUCCAUCCUCUGUAUUCGAUAACACUUUGGCGGUGACAGCCAAGACGACCUCCUCCAUCGACAACAGCGCUGUUGAAGUUGUCCAACAAUAA